AUGACAGAACUUCUGUUGAUAAUGAAUGUUAGGAUUGAUGAAGGGAGACAGGGUACAAUCAAUGUACAUUUUGGAGAUGAUCCUGAGGUGUUGGCUAGGGAUUUCUGUAUUGAAUACAAUGUGAACUAGAAGUUGGUUCCAUUAUUGAUAGAGAAUAUCAAUAAAAAUUUGGAGGUGGCUGAACAACAGAAAGUGAAUUCUGGUUAGGAUACCAUGCAAUAUUCAACUGAAACCUGCAAUUCAAAAUUUAUGGAAACUCCAUUCAAUGAACCAUUACAUCAAUUAUCAAUGAACAAUUACUACUCAACCCAUUCAUCAGUUCAUGACAGACUUUAUGAAGAUGCAAAAAAUAAAAGAUUGAAAUAGAAAUUGAAUAUUUCUGAUAGUAGAUCCAAAAAAAUCAAAAUUUAGGAGCCUGAAAUAAAUUACGGGUUAUUUCUGUAUUAGAAGGGAAUAAAAAAGAAUGAAGAGAAAUUGUAGAGAGCUGAGAGUGCUAAAAAGGAUUUGCAGAAUUCCUAAUUAGUUGAAUGCACUCAUCACCCACGUAUCAAUCAUGUUUCAAAACAAUUGGUAUAACGUAAAGGAGAAUCAGUGAGUGAACAUUUGAAUAGAUUAGCUUAGGAAUAGAAAAUAAAGAGAGAGAAUGCAAGUCAAGAACACUUGAAGUCAGAAGUCUAGAGUUGUUCAUUUAAACCAUAGAUUAACAGAAUAUCUCGAUACAUAGUUGAAGAGAGAAACGAUAGAAGCAAUUAACCAUGGUAUGAAUAAUUGUAUACUGAUUAUGAUUCCAAGAGACAGAAAUUAGAGUAAUUGGAAAAGUAGUAUUUCUCAUCAAAUUAUACAUUUCAUCCUAAGAUUGAUAUGAUAUCAGAGAAGAUAGUUUAGGGAAGCAGUUUCGAGUAGAGAUAAAAGAUUAGAUCAACAUCAAGGUAAAAUCUAUCUGUGUGUGAUGAUGACAGUUAAUUGUUUAAACCUAAAACUGGCAGACCUCCAGAGAAGAGACCUAGAGAUUUGUUUUAGAAUUUGUAUAAUCAAGCGAAGAUAUGGGAGAAGAAACGAUAGAAUAAAAUUGUCUAAAUACAUCAAUAAUAAAUGAGUACAUCUUAAGUAAGAGCAAGUGAAAAAUCAAAUUAAAUGAUACAAUCACAAAUGCAGGUUUCAUUGAUUAAGAUCUUUAAUGCUUUGGAUAGUGAUAAUGAUGGCUUUAUUAAUUCUGAGAAUUGCGAUGUGGGAGAUUUAGAUGAUAAUGUAAUCAAGAUAUUAUCGCCUCUGCUUUUGGAAAUGGAAUCUGGAAAUCAUACACUGAAUAAGAAGGAAUUCGUGGAGUCUGCUGAAAGAUUGGUUGCCACUUUGUCUCCUUGUGAGAAAUAUGACCUAUUGAAGAAACCAAUUUUAAUGUGUGUAAAUAUUCUUUAUAUGUCUUAAAAAAUUGUGGCAGCCAAAAGGAAUUGA
Messenger RNA from Paramecium tetraurelia, 1452 nucleotides. RefSeq lists its product as uncharacterized. The record is from RefSeq and is a predicted model, not a curated record. The transcript has 5 exons. NCBI's taxonomy places the organism in Eukaryota, Ciliophora, Oligohymenophorea, Peniculida, Parameciidae.